AGACAGAGUUUAUUGAAGGACAGAGAGAACAUGAGAGAUCCAGAAUCCUGCAGAAUGAAACGCACUGAAGAACAAACAGGUCUAAUGGAGGAGAAAAAAACAUCAUGUCAAAACUAGAGGAAAAACUCACUCACAGACUGAAAGUAUUUCUUUACUGAAAAGAAGAGACAAGAAAAGGUUCACCUGCACUCAGUGUGGAAAGAGUUUCACAUGCAAACAGAGUCUCAAGAGACACAUGAGGAUCCACACUGAAGAGAAACCAUUCACUUGUGAUCAGUGUGAGAAGAGUUUCACACAAUCAUCAAACCUUAAGAGACACAUGAACAUCCACACUGGAGAGAAACUGUAUGAAUGUUAUCAAUGUGGAAAAACAUUUUUGUGGGCUUUAAGCCUGAAUAAAUACCUGAAAGUUCAUUCAAAGGAGAAACCACAUUCAUGUUCUUUCUGUGGAAAGAGUUUUUCACAUCUGCAGAGUUUAAAACUACAUCAGAAGAUACACACUGGUGUGAGAGAUCAUGUGUGCUUUGAGUGUGAGAAGACUUUUAUUACAACUGAUCAAUUGAAACUGCACCAGAGGAUCCACACUGGAGAGAAACCUUACAAGUGUACAUAUUGUGACAAGAGAUUCAGUCGGUCAGGAGACCUAAAAAAACAUGAGAGGAUUCACACUGGAGAGAAACCAUAUCACUGCACUGCAUGCGGGAAGAGUUUCAGUCAUUCAUCUAAUCUACGGAGACAUCAAAUAAACAACCACAUUAAGUAGU
This is a messenger RNA of Sinocyclocheilus anshuiensis, 764 nucleotides long. Its product is annotated as gastrula zinc finger protein XlCGF49.1-like. Gene Ontology annotation, biological process: regulation of gene expression. NCBI's taxonomy places the organism in Eukaryota, Metazoa, Chordata, Actinopteri, Cypriniformes, Cyprinidae. The transcript is spliced from 2 exons. The record is from RefSeq and is a predicted model, not a curated record. Gene Ontology annotation, cellular component: nucleus. The coding region runs from base 236 to 763 and encodes 175 amino acids.